AAUUCCCUUCUUAUAGCUGUGAUCGCGAUAUAGAGCCCACAGCAGUAGAACGACCCGACGAAUUUUUCCACAUCCCAGCGAUCUAGAAUUCCAUAGUGGCGCAAAAAAAUGACUUAGUCCCUCCCGCACUGUGGCGACGCCGCUAAAGUCGCUGCAUCCAUGCCAAUUCUUCUCUCCUCGCGUUUCUCAGCACGAAUCGGUCGCAGGUUUUAGCUCGUCCUUCUUAGUCCUCUCUAGGCCAUCAGCACUUCAUAAGCAGCAGCAUCAUCGAUCAAAAUGGCGUCUUCGCAGCAGCAGCAGCAGCAGAGCACUCGCACAAAUAGCUUCCGCAAUCCCGCGGCCGCUCCAAACAGCACAGGUCCUCAGCUUCGAUCCUCCAGCGGCCGCUACCGGUAUGCUUCACGCGACGAGAGCGAGAUGUCCGAUAUCAUGUCCACCGCCGACUUCCCCGUGAGCGGGGAGUUCCUGAAUCCUUACACGGUGCACAUACCCCCGACGCCGGACAACCAGCCUAUGAACUUCUCGGGCCCGACAGCACCGCAGCAAGCGUCCCAGCAGUUCGUCUCAAACGCCAUCUUCACCGGAGGAUACAACGCCAUCACCCGCGGCCACAUCAUGGAGAAGCACCCCGAGCACGGCCAGCAGCUCCUCACCGGGCCUUCCACCUGCGGCGUCCGGGGCUGCGACCAGCUCGCAAUGAGGGACGAGCAAGGCAACGAGAUCCAUCCCUGCGAGUGCGGCUUUAGCAUCUGUAAGGAGUGCUUCAUCGACGCCGUCUCCAACGGUGGAAUCUGUCCCGGCUGCAAGGAGGUGUACAAGGAGGAGGACGAGGAUGACGAGCGGGAGACGGAGUCCAAGACCAAAGCUCUCACUCCCACUUCUGGCGCCUCUGCCGCCACCACCACGGCCACUGCCAAGGCCGAUCCCCGGAGGCUUGGAUCCCGGAAGAACACCAUGAUCGUGAAGCAGUCGGAGUUUGACCACGCCAAGUGGCUCUUCGAGACCAAAGGUACCUAUGGAUAUGGAAACGCUCACUGGCCACCCAACGAUUAUAACUUCGGCCCGGAUGCCGAUCCACCUGCCUUUAACGAGCGGUCCAAGCGCCCCCUGGCCAGGAAAUCUAGCAUCCCAGCCGCCAUCAUCAGCCCAUACAGGUUCUUGGUGCUCUUCCGGAUGGUUGUCCUGGUCCUGUUCCUCAUGUGGCGAGUGAGGAAUCCAAACCGUGACGCAGUGUGGCUGUGGGGUAUGUCCGUCGCCUGUGAGAUCUGGUUUGCCUUCUCGUGGCUGCUCGAUCAGCUGCCAAAGCUAGUUCCGGUUAACCGGCACACGGACUUGGAGGCGCUCAAAGAAAGGUUUGAGAAGCCGGGUCCGAACAAUCCCAAGGGACGGUCUGAUCUUCCAGGCGUGGACCUGUUCGUCUCUACUGCUGAUCCCGAGAAGGAGCCACCACUCGUCACUGCCAACACUAUCCUGUCCAUUCUAGCCGCAGAAUACCCCGUCGAGAAGACCGCCUGCUAUCUUUCUGACGAUGGAGGAGCACUGUUAACCUUCGAGGCACUUGCGGAGGCCGCCAGCUUUGCUCAGACCUGGGUCCCCUUCUGUCGCAAGCACGUGAUCGAGCCUCGCAAUCCCGAGACGUAUUUCGCGCUGAGAGGUGAUCCAACCAAGAACAAGUCGCGUCCUGAUUUCGUAAAGGACAGGAGACGAGUGAAGCGUGAGUACGACGAGUUCAAAGUCAGGAUCAACGGCCUACCUGAGGCGAUCCGGCGGAGGUCCGAUGCCUACAAUGCGCACGAGGAGAUCAAAGCCAAGCGAGCACAGAUCGAGAGCGGCAGAGACGUGACAGAGCCUCUCAAUAUCCCAAAAGCGACCUGGAUGUCCGAUGGCACACACUGGCCAGGAACUUGGACGGUGACGUCGUCGGAGCAUGGUCGAGGUGAUCACGCUGGUAUCAUCCAAGUGAUGCUGGCUCCUCCAAGCAGUGACCCAAUCCUCGGCACCCCCGAUACUUCUACCAUCAUCGACACCACCGGCAUCGACACCCGCCUUCCAAUGCUGGUCUACGUCUCCCGAGAGAAGCGCCCCGGCUACGACCACAACAAGAAAGCCGGAGCCAUGAACGCGCUCGUCCGGGCCAGCGCCAUCAUGUCCAACGGAGCCUUCAUCCUCAACCUCGACUGCGACCACUACAUCUACAACGCGCUCGCUAUCCGUGAGGCGAUGUGCUUCAUGAUGGACCGCACCGGCGACCAGAUCUGCUACGUCCAGUUCCCCCAGCGGUUCGAGGGGAUCGACCCCAACGACCGCUACGCCAACCACAACUCCGUCUUCUUCGACGUCAACAUGCGAGCUCUGGACGGAAUCCAGGGCCCCGUCUACGUUGGCACCGGCUGCUGCUUCCGGAGAACCGCCCUCUACGGCUUCGACCCCCCAAGAGUGAAAGACCGAGGCUGCUGCGGCGGAGGAAGGAAGAAAACAUCCAAGACCAAGAGCAUCGAGGACGACGACGUUGAGCUCCAGCUCUUGCCAAAGCGGUUCGGCAACUCGGCCGGUUUCGCUGCUUCCGUCCCUGUUGCCGAGUUCCAAGGCCGGCCUCUAGCCGAGCAGGGUGCGAAGAACGGUCGACCACCUGGAGCUCUUCUCGUCCCCCGCGAGCCUCUCGAUGCCACCACGGUCGCGGAGGCCAUUCACGUUAUCUCGUGCUUCUACGAGGGGAAGACCGAGUGGGGGCAGCGAGUCGGAUGGAUCUACGGCUCGGUCACCGAGGACGUGGUCACCGGCUUCCGGAUGCACAACCGCGGGUGGAGGUCGGUCUACUGCGUCACCAAAGUCGACGCCUUCCACGGCACAGCUCCCAUCAACCUCACCGAUCGUCUCCACCAGGUCCUCCGCUGGGCCACCGGCUCGGUCGAGAUUUUCUUCUCCAGAAACAACGCUCUCUUCGCCAACACCCGGCUUAAGUUCCUCCAGAGGAUCGCCUACCUCAACGUUGGCGUCUAUCCCUUCACCUCGAUCUUCCUCGUCGUCUACUGCUUCCUCCCAGCGCUGUCGCUCUUCACAGGAGAGUUCAUCGUCCAGACGCUGAGCACCACCUUCCUGGUCUACCUCUUCGUCAUCACGCUCACGCUGUGCCUGCUAGCGGUGCUCGAGAUCCGGUGGUCGGGUAUCACCCUGGACGAAUGGUGGCGGAACGAGCAGUUCUGGCUGAUCGGCGGAACCAGCGCUCACCUCGUGGCGGUCCUCCAGGGGCUGCUCAAGGUGGUCGCAGGCAUUGAUAUCUCCUUCACGCUCACGUCCAAGGCCGCUGGAGACGAGCAGGACGUGUAUGCCGACCUCUACAUCGUCAAGUGGUCGGCGCUCAUGAUCCCGCCCAUCACGAUCAUGCUCACAAAUCUCAUCGCCAUCGCCGUGGCGGUGUCGCGUGAGAUCUACUCCGAGGUCCCGCGCUGGAGCCAGCUCCUGGGCGGGGUGUUCUUCAGCUUCUGGGUGCUGUGCCAUCUCUAUCCCUUCGCCAAGGGCCUGAUGGGCCGCAAGGGCAGGGCUCCCACGAUCGUCUUCGUCUGGGCGGGGCUCCUGUCUAUCAUAAUCUCGCUGCUGUGGGUGUCGCUGAGGAACCCUAGCGGCGCCAACAACAUUGGAGGGGGAUUCCAGUUCCCAUAGCCAUACCCGAGACAAUGCAGCUCCAUUCUUCGCCCA
Selaginella moellendorffii is the source of this 3696-nucleotide messenger RNA. Its product is annotated as cellulose synthase-like protein D3. Gene Ontology annotation, cellular component: trans-Golgi network; plasma membrane. Gene Ontology annotation, biological process: cellulose biosynthetic process; plant-type primary cell wall biogenesis. The transcript has 3 exons. Bases 277 to 3660 code for a protein of 1127 amino acids. The record is from RefSeq and is a predicted model, not a curated record. Gene Ontology annotation, molecular function: cellulose synthase (UDP-forming) activity; mannan synthase activity. Lineage: Eukaryota; Viridiplantae; Streptophyta; Lycopodiopsida; Selaginellales; Selaginellaceae.